AGUAAUAAUAUCCAACCAAAUCAAAUCCAAUUGUCUCAUUGUCUGCAAUCAGCAGAGCUGACAGCUGAGCAAUGUUGUUGUUUAAUGUUUUGUCAUUGUUAGGUUAUGUUAGGCCUAUACCUGUUUGGACUUUCAAAUCUAAACAUUUGAUCAUAGCACAUUAAUGUUUUUUAUAGGUGGCUUAAAAUCGUGUUCAAGAAAAUUUGGUCAGUUUAUGAUUGGUACAUUAAAAUUUGUAAGCAUUACACAUGUGAUUGUUGAACACAUAGGUGAUUUUGUAAUAUGUUCCGGACCUUCAAUGGAACCGACAUUGUAUACAAAUGAUGCUAUAUUGACUGAACAUUUAAGUCCAAGAUUUAAUAAAAUAAGUAAAGGGGACAUAGUUGUAGCAAGAUCUCCUACAAAUCCAAAACAGUUCAUUUGUAAAAGAGUAACUGGUGUCGAAGGUGACAAAAUGUGUCCUGGUUUCAUCAGCCAAGUAGUUGUUCCACGAGGACAUGUGUGGCUCGAAGGAGACAACCGCAGCAACUCGUCAGAUUCACGAGCAUAUGGCCCCGUACCCAUUGGUCUGCUACGAGGUCGUGUACUCUGCGUAAUUUGGCCAUUUUCCCAUGCUACACUACUCACACAACCAAACACGUAGAUCUUUAGUUCUACUUUUAUUAUUAGGAUGUAUAAAUAUAUAGUGUAAGUUAUUUUGUUGUAACAAGUUAAAAUUGAUUACAUUCAUUUCUCUCA
Molecule: messenger RNA, 738 nt
Organism: Macrosteles quadrilineatus (aster leafhopper)
Lineage: Eukaryota; Metazoa; Arthropoda; Insecta; Hemiptera; Cicadellidae
Product: mitochondrial inner membrane protease subunit 1
Exons: 3
Coding region: 164-643 (159 amino acids)
Cellular component (GO): mitochondrial inner membrane peptidase complex; membrane
Molecular function (GO): serine-type endopeptidase activity
Source: RefSeq, a predicted model, not a curated record